Molecule: messenger RNA, 3596 nt
Organism: Plutella xylostella (diamondback moth)
Lineage: Eukaryota; Metazoa; Arthropoda; Insecta; Lepidoptera; Plutellidae
Source: RefSeq, a predicted model, not a curated record
CUUGUAAAUCAUAACGUCUCGACAGCAGUAUGACAAAAUCAUGACUAAAACAUCCGCAAACUUCGCGAUUUUUUUGCCCAAAGUCAGAUCAAUUGCAAUGAAGUAGGUAAUUGCUCCCAAUUAUGUUUUUGUCGCUCAAUCUAUUAUUCCCUUUAAAAAAACUAUUCAACUGAAACUGUUCUCAUUUUGUUUAUCGGAGCCGAGCGGUUUUCAAUUCAAAAGUCGAACGCAAAAAAGUUUGCAUCCUUCCUGCUUCCGUAUUGGUCGGUUCGGUUUCCCGCGCUUCUGGUUUGCGUAUAAAAGGUGGAACCCAAGGGAUGUCGGUCAGUCGUGGGGUGGCUUCCAUCCCCUACGGUUCUAAAUUCGGAUUGGCGACGGGUAUUUCGAUAGUGAAGAGCUACGAAGAAAUGGAAAGCGUCUUCAGAUAAUCUCUUUAUAAAGUUUAUAAAAAGCAGCCAAUGGAUGCUAGUUAACCCGAAAUACAAUUUAAGUCAAACAAACUAGUUUAAGCCUAAAAAUGUCGCACCAUCUAGUGACAGUGUGCAUGUUCUGUCUCCUCUGCGCAUCCCAUAGCUCUUGCGACAGUCAUGUGAAAAAAAACGAAGACCUACUCCAACCCAAAUUCAUAGACACACUAAAAACCGACCUCAACGACCAUCAGUAUACAGUCGAAAACGUCGUCAAAAGAAGCCCAAGAUAUUACCAGAAGCUCGCCAAAAUCAGAGGCAACAAAGAUGCGAUAGACAGGAGAAAACGGGAGGUUAAAAAUGUGAAUGCGGCAGGGUACAUAGAGAAGAUCUUCAGACUGUACGGUGACAGUGACAGUAUGACGAUGAACUUGACAGGACUUAAUAGGAUGAUUGAGGAUCUGGACCUGCAUAGGCUGGUCGAGGGAGGGGUUCAGAAGACAGAGAGUAAGGGUAUCUACAUGCCAACUGGGAUGAAGGAAGAAACUGCUAAUUGCCUAAGCAGCGAAGAUGUGGUCACCUCAAUAAACUCCCGGCUAAAACCGGACCACAACCACAAUCACGAAGAAAUCGAGGAAGACAAAGAAACAGACUUGAUCACAACACACACACUCCAAGCUAUAUGCCCUUUGCUCCUCUACCAGCGAGUGGCAAACACAUCCUUAGAACGCACUGGAUGCGUCAAAGAAACCAACCUGCCCAUCAGUAGACGAACCGACAUUCGAGACCUAAAACCCUUAGAAAACGCCUACUCCAAAAACAGCUACGCAGUCUGGCUAUACUCGUCCUUAAGUAUAACCGCUAUAAGCGCGUGCGGGUUGCUAGGUGUAGCGGUCAUUCCUAUAAUGCACAAGACGUAUUACAACCAUUUGCUCCAGUUCUUAGUGGCUUUAGCGGUUGGGACUUUGUGUGGUGAUGCCUUGCUUCACCUGAUGCCUCACGCUAUGAGUCCUAUGGAGCACGAACAUGGGGAAGUGGCUGAGCAUGACCACAACGAUGGCAUGUGGAAAGGAUUGGCUGCCAUGCUAGGGGUAGUGUUUUUCUACUUCAUGGAAAAAGGUCUAACAGUUGUGGUCGAAUGGAGGAAGCGUCGCCAAAAGUUGGAGGAUGACAAACUCCCGACCAGGGUUAGGGUGUUGAAGGAUGAGAACCACGGAUGCGGCUCGGGUUCCGAGAAACCGCAGGCAAACAAUUCGUCGUCGACAAACGCUAUGAUGAAGAUAUUCAAGAAGGACGAAAAAAGUGAUCCAACAACUAAAACGUGUAAGCAUAAAUACUCGGAAUACCCUUACUGUUACGACGAGAUAGAGUCAGAUACCCAUGACGAUCACCAUCAUAGGGACGGACAAAUACCGUCAAGUCCCAAAGCUAACAAAAAACAAAAUAACUCAGUGAGUGUGGUGUCAUCGAAUGCCCUCAAUCCUGAUGGUAAGGAAGGAGAGCCGACGGCCAAAGACUGGCUGCUGAAGGCCGAAGCCACGCCAGCGGUCGUCGAGAUGAACAAUAUAAAACACAAGGAGGAUGGCGCGAAGGAUUUGAAAGAUGGCGACAGUUACACUGUCAUUUUGAGGGAGCACUCCCGCACCCACCACGGCCACUCGCACUCGCACGGACACGUGCACGCGCCGCCGUCGUCCAUGUCCUCCGUGGCCUGGAUGGUCAUCAUGGGCGACGGGCUGCACAACUUUACCGACGGGAUGGCUAUAGGUGCGGCCUUCGCGUCCAACAUAGCUGGUGGCUUCUCUACUGCCAUCGCAGUGUUGUGCCACGAACUGCCGCAUGAACUGGGCGACUUCGCCGUCCUGCUCAAAGCGGGCAUGUCAGCCCGCCGCGCCGUCUGGUACAACGUGGUCUCCUCAGCGCUGUGUCUGCUGGGCAUGGUGUGCGGCGUGCUGGCGGGGCACGCGCCCAGCGCCACCCGCUGGCUGUUCGCGGCCGCCGCCGGCAUGUUCCUGUACAUCGCGCUCGUUGAUAUGAUGCCAGAGUUAUCGACAUCGCACAGCAAAGAGGGCACCUUCUGCCAGUGCCUACUGCAGCUCAUGGGGCUGGCCUCAGGCAUCGGAAUAAUGCUGGUCAUCGCCAUGUACGAACACGACCUUAAAAACUUAUUCGGUUAGUCUGUGAACACUGGCAGCUAAUUACCUGGCUGAAAGAACAAGUUUCCAGGCCGUUAAACAAAAUUAAAAAAAGAAACUAAACUUAUCUGUGAACAAAAUGGCGGGAACGAAAAUAGAACUGUCAUUUCUUUUCUACAUCGAAAUAAUUUUGCGCAACUCGUUGUGAAAACUUUGAAGAUAUUUUAAAUUCAGUGUCUAAAUAAAAGUGUGUGAUACCAGUGCUAAAAAAUAUUUAGAAAUUAAAAUUGUACUCUUGUAACCCUUUGAGGGUUUUUUUUUAUAUGAAUAAGGUGAAUUAUCAAAAAUGUGAUGUAUUAAAAAUACGUGUAAAACUUAAAAUGAUACUUUGGCGGUAUAUUUUAUACCGUGUUUAGGUAUUGCUGUAUUUUUUUCUUCUCGAAUAUAAACAAAAACAAAUAAAAUAGGUACUUAAUAAAUAACACAUACAUAUAAAUAACAUACUAGUAAUCAUACUUUAAGCAGGUACGAUUUUGGAUGGCAUGUAAAGAUCUUAGUAGAUUUUUAUAUGAUUGCUACUUACUUAUAUUAAGGAUUAGGAUUUAGUAAAGUCUUCAAAAAAUGAAGCCAAAUUGUUGGUUUCACUUUAAAAAUAUUAAGUCGACAAAUUGAUACAAAAUAAAAACUUAACUUUUAAGGUAUUUUUGUAUGAAAUUGUCGGUUGAUCAAAGUUCCAGCAUAAAAGAUUGUUUUGGUGACUUAAUUAUUGUUCCUAUAUUAUAGUAGUUUUGUUAACUUAAAUUACGAUAAAAUAUACUUGCUUACAUGGUGCAUACUUAAGUUUCUUUAUUUAAUUACUGAAGCAUUUGUUUUUAUUAUUGUCUAUUGAUAAUUGUAUUACACUACAUUACCAAUCAUUAAUUAGUCAUUAAAAACGUUUGAGAAUUAUUACUGUGCCAGCAAAAAGGCUCUGACUCAGCAUUUGUUGUGUAGAAAUUUAUAUAGUGCCGGUAAUUCUGGCAGAACCAUACGAUGGUAUGUUCGGUAAUUUGAA